GAAAUGGUUCCGUCUCCCUGUUCCUGGGCUUUCCUGAGCCCUGAGCAGCCCUGCGAGAAAGUGGCGGGUUCGAGGUUAGUAGUGAGGAGACCCAAGGGAGGAAAUCGGUGGAAGAUCCGACGGAGUAUUGUGAGCGCGGCCAGUGUUCCAUGCGCUUUAGGUACAGCCUAAGGCGACCCAGAAGCACGGAUAGUCCAAACUUUACUCCCCGACAAGAAUAAAAUGUUCACUUGCUUUCAAUGGCACACAUCACUAUAAACCAAUAUUUGCAGCAGGUACUGGAAUCCAUUGACAGUAGAGAGGGAUCAUUUUGUGCAGAAUUAGUGUCAUUUAAACAUCCUCAUGUUGCAAAUCCAAGACUUCAGCUUUCAUCACCAGAAGAAAAAUGUCAACAAGUCCUGGAGCCACCCUAUGAUGAAAUGUUUGCUGCCCACUUGAGAUGUACCUAUGCAGUUGCCAACCAUGACUUUGUAGAAGCUUACAAAUGCCAGACGGUUAUAGUACAAUCUUUCCUGAGAGCCUUCCAGGCACACAAAGAAGACAACUGGGCUUUGCCAAUUAUGUAUGCAGUAGCUCUUGAUCUUCGAAUUUUUGCUAAUAAUGCUGACCAACAGCUGGCAAAGAAAGGCAAAGGCAAAGUGGGUGAUAUGCUGGAAAAAGCAGCAGAACUCCUGAUGAGCUGUUUUCGCGUCUGUGCCAGUGACACUCGAGCCAGCAUCGAUGAUUCCAAAAAAUGGGGCAUGUUGUUUCUUGUGAAUCAGCUCUUUAAAAUUUAUUUUAAGAUCAACAAGCUACAUCUGUGCAAACCCCUGAUAAGAGCGAUUGAUAGCUCAAAUCUUAAAGAUGAAUACAGCAUGGCACAGAGGGUUACAUACAGAUAUUACGUUGGACGGAAGGCCAUGUUUGAUAGCGAUUUUAAACAAGCUGAAGAAUAUCUCUCUUUUGCCUUUGAGCACUGCCACCGCUCAAGUCAGAAAAAUAAAAGGAUGAUUUUGAUUUAUUUGCUGCCGGUGAAAAUGUUACUGGGACAUAUGCCAAUGAUCCAGCUUUUAAACAAAUAUGACCUCAUGCAGUUUGCAGAAGUAACAAAAGCUGUGAGUGAAGGGAACCUCCUUUUGCUGAACGAUGCUCUGGCAAAGCAUGAGACAUUCUUCAUCCGUUGCGGUAUCUUCCUUAUCCUUGAGAAGUUGAAAAUCAUCACCUACAGGAAUCUCUUCAAGAAAGUGUAUUUGUUACUCAGAACUCACCAACUUUCUCUAGAUGCCUUUCUGGUUGCUCUGAAAUUCAUGAAAGUCAAUGAUGUUGAUAUCGAUGAAGUCCAGUGCAUUCUAGCUAACCUCAUAUACAUGGGGCACAUUAAAGGGUAUAUAUCGCACCAGCAUCAGAAGCUUGUUGUCAGCAAGCAAAACCCGUUCCCUCCACUCUCAACUGUGUGUUGAGUCCAUUGCGAUCCACAUGGAGAACAACUGUUUAUGAAGGUGGCUUGCUCUCAGAGUGACUCUUUUCGAAGAUUGGAAUGGCCGGGAUGUUAACCUGUUAAUCUGUUGAAAUGCACAUGAACAAGUGUGGGAGAGUUCUUCAGUACAAUGUGUACUGCCUUACAGAACACCUGCAAACUUACAGAACAUUGCAAACUUCAUUAAUCAACUUAAACUUAUGCCUUCUGUUGAUUUUGUUUUGUUCAGUAUCACUGAGAUGGGCUCUCUGAUAUGAUUUGCAAUUGUUGCAUAUUUAUACUACCAGACAAAAAUACAUUAUCUUGGAGUACCUACAUACUCAAAUCUUAUGUGCAGAAAACAAUAUUUAAGACAAUCCAUUUAAAUAUUUGGAUUUUAUUUUUUUUCAGUUCAGAUUUUCUUUGGACUAGCUAACCAUGUAAAUUCAGUUUUCUGCAUGAAGCUCAAGAAAGAAUUUGGGAUCUCUUUUCAGCACCCAUUGAAACCAAAUACUUUGAUUUUAUAAAAUAUAAAUCCUUUUGGAUUUGAACUGUUGUUACUGUUGUGUCUGUUGCGUGGUUGAGUUCCUCUGUUUUCCCACAAGACACAGACUACCUGUCACAAGAAUAAACCUAAUAUUUCCAUUUCACUCUUGGGUUCCCCUCUUAGUGGGACUAUUUUUUUUGUGCUUUUGAAAGUAUACGGUUUAGUACCACAGUCUUAUAGCUUGAUAGUAAAGAGUCCGGUUGUACCUUUAAGACUAACCAACUGUAUCAUAGCAUAAGCUUUCGAGAACUACUGCUCUCUUCAUCAGAUGCUCCAUGCUGUAGCUCUCGAAAGCUUAUGCUACAAUAUAGUUGGUUAGUCUUAAAGGUGCAACUGGAAUCUUUACUAUUUUGCCACUACAGACUAACUGUAGGCUACACGGCUAAUUCCUCUGAAUUAUAGAUUGAUGUGCCUGUAGUUAGUCUACUGAUACACUUGUGUUGACACUCGCUGCAGAGACAUUCCAAAGGAGGCAAGUAGAGGAGGUGCAUACUGAAGUGCUCUUUAAACUCCCAUCCGUUGGCCAUAUCCUCCUUGCUUAUUAUAUCCAUAUGAACACAGUCACAAACCCAAGGGGACUCAGCUGUUAUAAGUAUGUGUAGUAAUUAAUGAUUAAUAUUGUAUACUACUGCUUUUUGACUACACUGUUGCAUUAUGGAGUAAUUUCACCAGAAGGGUGGCAUUUCUGUUACAUACUGAGAAAGUUAGUCUAGCUAGCAAUCAAUAUAAAUAAAGCCCCACUUUAUGUAGAAAAGUAAAUGAUGAGUUCUGUUUUCCAAGAAGGGAGAGAGGAGAUCAAACCUCUUUAUUUUAAUUGAUGAGUAUACACACAUUUUCAACAGCAACCUGUAUUAAUACUGUGUAUUCAUUUGUUGCGGCAUUUGAUUACUCGAUUAUCUGUUUGAACCACAUCAUGUAUCUUGAAAUCUUGGUGAAUAUAAACGUUUCCCGCUCA
Messenger RNA from Eublepharis macularius, 2937 nucleotides. RefSeq names its product PCI domain containing 2 (gene PCID2). Gene Ontology annotation, biological process: transcription elongation by RNA polymerase II; post-transcriptional tethering of RNA polymerase II gene DNA at nuclear periphery; poly(A)+ mRNA export from nucleus. Bases 240 to 1439 code for a protein of 399 amino acids. NCBI's taxonomy places the organism in Eukaryota, Metazoa, Chordata, Lepidosauria, Squamata, Eublepharidae. Gene Ontology annotation, molecular function: double-stranded DNA binding; RNA binding. Gene Ontology annotation, cellular component: transcription export complex 2. The transcript is spliced from 15 exons. The record is from RefSeq and is a predicted model, not a curated record.